UAUAUCGCCGUUUUAAUAGAGUGAAGUUGUAGUUCACUGUAUAUCUCUCACUAAUGAAGCUGUUAGCAAAUGUUGUGAUUUCUCAUCACGGGAUUGCGUGUAGUCUAAUGUUUUUCUGUGUUUCCCGCUCCUGAAUCCCCUGCAGUGGUCUCCAAGGCGUUCGUGGUAUGCUCCAUAAUCAAUAGUAAAAGGUACGAUUUCCUUAAUGACUGAUAAGCAAGGUAAACACCAAGUAGCGUGCGCGACACGUUGGACGAGAUGCUGACGUGGAACUGGUGGAAGUCUGCAGCAACAAAGCUUCAUCUGUGACAGUGUUAUUAUUUGCAGAAACGCCGUAUUAAUUUUUUCUCCGAAAAAGGAGGAACAACUAUGGAUCAAAUGCUGCACUAGCAGUAGGUUUUGCUGUGGAAGCGUUAAUAAAUUUGAGGAGUGCCUGGAGUAAAAAGGAAAAUGCGGCUUUUACUACUGCUGGUGGUAAUGUGUUUGUUCUUUGUGAGCAUAUUUUGCCACAAGGGUAAGGUUCCCGACAGCAAACCAAGACAAGAACAUAGUCAUACCGUCCAAGGCAACCCUGAACAGGAAUCCUCCAAACGCAAACAAAAUCAUGGACAAAAGAACUCCGAUGGCAAAAAUGAAAACACAAGUACCCCAGGUGCACAAAAGGCUGAGCAGGGGAAGGUCAAAAGAAUAAAACAUCCAGAACAACACGUGGAAAAGAAAACAAAAACACACUUGGACAACAAAAUGCCUGAUUUGAGCACUAAACCCAAAGAACAUCCUGGAAAUAAGGAGAAGGAUAAUGAUAAAAAGUCCGUCAGCAGAGAUGUCCCUGUAGGUUCACAUAUAAACGCAGCAGAAGAUACGAAAGCCCAGCCCAAAGUCGACAAAGCAGGAAAACACACACACAGUCACGAUACAAGGAAACAGCAAAAGCUGGAAGUCAACAGAGUGGCAGAUAAAAAAGUGUUGACAAGUGCUGAUCAGACAACCUCGGACACCAAAAAGGCCUCACUGAAGCAUAUCCCAGAUUCUGUGCCAGAGGAAAAAUCUAACGAUAAACUGAAUGCAAAAACAACAAUGAAUAAAAGAAAGGAAGAUCGGGUAUCUGGUGGGAAAAACAAAGUCACAGAACCUGCACAAACAUCCAAAAUAAAAGAGACAGAAAAAACAGAUCUAGAUCAACGACAUAAGAAUGAGAUAAGAAGUACGAAUGAAAAUUCAACAAAAAAGUUGCAACCAAAAGCAAACGAUAUGAUACAAACCAACACAUCCAAGACAGAGACAUUUGAAAAGCAAUCGAUUACAAAACAACGUCAUAAGUUUGCAGGAUUUACAACAAGUAAAUGUAAACAAAAAGAUGCAGCCAAAUGCAAUAGAUGGGACCAUUUGAGACUUGUAACCGAUGAAAAAUUAUACUUCGGCAAUGCAAGUGACACAGUGAAAGUUAGAAUCACAUCAGAUAAAGUUGUCAAUGAUUCGAAAAAAGAUACAACUUUACAGUCUUCUUUACAAGCCCAUCAGCUCCAGAGGAAUAAUAACAAUACUGAAGUUUCAAAGAUGAUUGGAACUGCAAAAAACGCUCCCUUGUGUUCGUUGUGCAAAAUAUCUUACCCAAGCUCUCAUGUCGCGCCAGAGUGCAGUGCUUUUAUGUAUAUGUGUGAUAUACUUUUAUCUCGUGAGACAUAUUCAUUCAGUGAGGAGCCAAGCCUACCAGAUGUAGGAGAAAGUCAUUUUUUAUCAAAGAAAAUGGAAGACAAAGAGGAGGAAACCGUCACAGGUGAAGAUAUCGCUGUGAUGGAAGAAGUGUCGGGUGUCAGUGAGGAAGAAAGAGAAGAGGAUGCAACGAAAGGAGACAAUGUAGGUGAUGAAAAAUAUAUAAAGGAUGUAAUUAAUGAAGAAGAAGACGAUGAAGAUGAGGAGAACGGCAAAGCAGAAAAGGAAGAUGAGACCGCAGAGGGAGAAAACAAGGAGAAAAUCGACGAAGAGCAAGAAAACAGCAAACAGAAAAACAAAAGGAAUAAUGACGAUGAAAACGAAACAGAAGAUGUAAGCGAAACAGAAGAAGAGGAAGCUGGGAUUGAAAGAGAACAGCAAAAUGACGAUGACGGCAGGGAAACCAGAGACGAUUCAAGUUCAAGUGAGGAUGCAGUCGUUAAGGAAAUAAAUGAAAAUCAAGACAGUAUGGAUGAGGAUGAAGGGUCGUCUAAGCAAACAGAGGAAACAAAAACAACUGAUAUUAAUGAGGACGGCAAUGUAAGCGAAGAAGACACAAAUGAAAUACAUUUAAAUACACAAAGGAGCAAUGAAAACAUCGUUGAUAAUUCUGAAGAUGAAUCAUCUGAAACGGACUCUGAAAAAUUAACCGAGGAUCAGAACGGAAAGGAAUCCGCCCCCGAACAUUUCUCUGAAGAUUUUGAAAAUUCAGAAGAUGAUUCUGAAACGAAUGAUCCUGAAUUAGAUAAAAAAUAUUCCUCGCCUUCCAGCACAUUAAAAUCGGAUGCAACACUCGAAAAAUUAAAAGACAUGAACGCGCAAAUAUUGCGCCUUGAAAACCAAUUUCUAGGAAAAGCAUUAGAAGAAGAGAAUAUGCAAGUUGAAAAAACUAAAUUGGAAAAUCAAAUAUUAAAACUAGAAAACACUUUACUACUGCUAAAUCAAAGUUUUAACACAUUGCGAGCAGAUAGCGAAACCAUGAAAAGUCAAAUUAAAAACCAAGAAAUGUCACAAACCGAACAAGUAUCAAAAGAAUUAGCUGUCAAGGACAACGCAUUGUCAGUUAAUGUUCAAUUACAAAUUAUUGAUUUAAACAGGAUAAUUAGAAAACAAUCAUGGGUACUUGAAAGACUAAAGAGAAAAUGGCGCAAGCAAGAAAGCCAAGAUAUCAAGCUCCAAAACUUGCAGUUCCAGCAGAGGAGAAUGUUGCAUAAUUUGAUGCAGAGAAUGGAUGCGCUAGAAGCAUCUCGCAAAGAUGAAAGUAAAACUGUUAGUGAAGAAAACAGGCCUGUGCGAUAUAGCAGCACCAGUCCCAGAGAUUGUUAUGAUUUAUAUCUGGCGGGAGAAAAAAAAGACGGAGUUUACAAAUUUGAACUCAAUGGAAGCCAAGACGCAAUGGAGGCAUACUGCGAUAUGGGCAGUGGGGGGUGGACUGUUGUACUACGGCGUUCGACAGGAGACGAGGACUUUUUUCGAACUUGGAAUGACUACAAACGCGGCUUCGGAGAUCCAGAAGGAGACCACUGGCUAGGGAACGAUGCAAUCCACCAGUUAACUAACCACAGACCGUACAAAUUAUACAUAGACAUGAUGGACUGGGAAGGCAACCAGGCACAUGCAGAGUAUUCACAUUUCCAGCUGGAAGCCGAGGACCAGGGAUAUCGUCUCCGGGUGAUGGGAUAUAGAGGGACUGCUGGGGACGCGCUCUCUAAACACAACAACCAAAUGUUUUCAACCAAAGACGUAGACAAUGAUGAAGUUGAAAAAACUUAUGGAGGGAGUUGUGCUCGGCGGUUCAACGGCGCGUGGUGGUACUAUAAAUGUUACAAAGCCAACCUGAAUGGAGUUUAUUAUGUUGGGGGGGAAGUGCCAGGUAAUAGGUUUGAUGGAAUUGCUUGGAAACCGUGGAAAGGCAUUAAUUAUUCACUGAAGAAAGUCAUCAUGAGGAUCAAACCUUAUGCGUAGAUUACGACGCAUUGGUUUCUGGCAAAUGGACCGCGCGAAAAGUGUUAUUUUGAAGCUUUUCUUUCUUUUCACACACACACACAAAAAAAUAAUAA
Molecule: messenger RNA, 3773 nt
Organism: Lingula anatina
Lineage: Eukaryota; Metazoa; Brachiopoda; Lingulata; Lingulida; Lingulidae
Source: RefSeq, a predicted model, not a curated record